GAGUGUUCCUGCAUUUGAAUUCAUCAAAAUAUAUACAGAAAGCCGGAUGAUGACAAUUUUACAUGUACCAUUGGUUGUUAUUUCUAUACUGUAUUAUGCUCAACCUGGAGAAUCAUUCAUUAUCGGCUUAGGUAUUGGUGGUGCAGUUAGAGUCGGUAUCAGUACAGGCAUAGUUGUCGGUGGUGGUGGUUAUCGUGGUGUUCGUGCCUAUAUACCUAGACGUCGAAUGAUUGGAAUCGGUGCAAGAGGUGUGCAUAUACGUGGUGGUGGUGCUGGUGGGGGUAGUGAUGAUGAAUCUAGUAGUAGUGUACGAAAACGAACUGUACGACGUACAGCAAGAGAAGAACAACCUGAAGCAGAUAGCUCUGAAACAAUAGUUAAAAAGACAAGGGUUAUCACGCGUGAAGUUGAAGAACCCAGUGCUCCAGUAGAAACUAAAACAAGCAAACGAAUUGUUAAAAAAAGCUCUUCUGAAGAAGAUAUUGGCGAAGAGAAGAGUUCAAGUGUGAAGAAGACACGAACUGUCAAGAAACGAACAAUAGUCGAUGAAGAUGAUGAAUUUGGUGAUUUAGAUGAUUUUUAAUCAGACUGUAUCAUUUGGAUAUUCCUAAAAACUUUUGAAAUGCUUCUUUUAUUUAAUUAUUAUAUUGCUGAUUGAUGAUGAUAAAGAAGACAGAACUGUUUAACUGCACAUCUGUGUUUAUGUACAGAUUUCAG
Trichobilharzia szidati is the source of this 717-nucleotide messenger RNA. The record is from the annotation of a GenBank genome assembly. Lineage: Eukaryota; Metazoa; Platyhelminthes; Trematoda; Strigeidida; Schistosomatidae.